AAACGAAAGAGAAAGUAUAACUUACAUGUUUGCAUGGCGGUUUUUGGAAAUGCGGAUGGUUGUCCUGAGGACGAGGAUUGACAUUAUGUUUUGGACUUUUUGUCUUACUCUAGCUCUUUUAUGCUUUGGUGUAAAUGGGACAAAGUCGGUUCAUGAUUUGAAAUGGCUUCCUUGUCAGUUUGUGGACGAGGAAGUUUCUAUAAAUGAAGAGGGCCACACAGAGACCAAGUAUAUCCAUAGAGAGGCUGUGAUUCAGUUUGGUAAUGUUGGUGACAGCCCUUUACAUCCUACUAUUACCUUCCUCAUCACAGCCUCUAAAGUGGAUAUGAGGCGUUAUUUGGAGGGUGAUGAGGAUACACUACACUGUGAGACACGGAGAUACAGCACUGGAGGGAUUGUAAUGCGCUGGCCUAUUACAGGAGCGCAAGAUCAUGACGUCUGGUUCACCUGUACGAUACGCCAUACACAAGGCUUGUUCGUCAUCACCACCUUUCUCAGACACACACCUACGGCUUCUGCAGGUGGACAGGUGGACUAUCUACAAUGGAUAACAGUUAAUGAUAGGGAUCUCCUGACAACCUCAGCUGCGAUGGUUGUUUUGACCCGGACUCCCUCCGUGGAGGUGGGAUUCUUGAAGGAGCCAAUCCUGCACUGUCAGUUUGCAGUGGAUCAUAAACUGCCUAAUGCAACAGUGGAGUGGAGACUGCAGCGGCACGGGGAGCGCAGCAAACUCUUUAGCUAUUCCAGCCGCACAGGGAAGAGUGAAGGUAGUGGAGUGGCUGUCAAGGCCAUUGCCGCUGGAAAUGCCUCUUUCAAACUUCUACCCACUAAAAAACUAAGUGAGGGCACAUAUAUCUGCUCUGUGAUGGUUCCUCCUCUCUAUGGCAGCCAUGAUAUUUCCCUUAGCCUAAGUGAACAACCCCGUGUGUCUCUGAAUGUGGGCUCCACCUUGUCUAUAACACUUGGUACGGACCAGAAGCUAAUAUGCGAUGCAGAGGGGUACUAUCCUUUGGACGUAAACAUUGAGUGGUACCGUGAACCAUUCGGCGGCAGCCCUACACCUUUGUUCCUGAAGAAUGUUCUAUACUCAAGUCAUCGACUUAAUCAAGAUGGCACAUACUCGCUCUCAGCCUUCUUCCUUCUCCAGCCUAGCAUGGAGGACUCUGGAUAUAAGUACACGUGCAGAGUUUCCCAUAAGUCCUUGCUCACUCCCAUCCGCAAGAGCUUUAACCUCAUAGUUACAGAACCUGACUCUACCAUGUGGUAUAUCAAAGUCAUUGGAUUCAUAAUUUUAAUGGUAGUAAUUCUUUAUUAUGCGCUGCGGUAUCUUACAAGACAAAAUGCAGCAAAAAAGAGGUUUUGAGAGCUCAUGCCUGGGGUUUUAAAGUACGCCGUCAUGGAAACAGACAACACAUCCCUCCCUCCCUUCAUCUGUCUCUCUCUCCC
Pimephales promelas (fathead minnow) is the source of this 1446-nucleotide messenger RNA. Its product is annotated as tapasin-related protein. NCBI's taxonomy places the organism in Eukaryota, Metazoa, Chordata, Actinopteri, Cypriniformes, Leuciscidae. The record is from RefSeq and is a predicted model, not a curated record.